AUGAAGUUCACCCUCGCUACUAUCGUCCUUUUGGUCGGCCUUGCUGUUGGCGCGCCGGCGGGCAAUGGCCAGCUGAGCUCCUCUCAGGAUGCUUCUGACGCCACCACUGCGGCCGGCAACAAGGCCAACAGCAACGUGAAUGUUGCUGCCAACGACGGCUCAACCGGUGUCAAGGCUGCUGAUACGGCUGAGGCUGCUAUCCUCCUCAAUGACAACGGUGAUGCCGGUGCUGCAUCGUCAGGUGCGGCAUUUGAUGCUGCUGUGCAGGCAAUCAAGAACUCUGGUAACCAGGAUGAGAUCGAUGUUUUGACAGGUGCUGGUAUUGAUGUCAACGCCGCGGGAAACUAA
Messenger RNA from Cryphonectria parasitica EP155, 348 nucleotides. RefSeq lists its product as uncharacterized. The coding region runs from base 1 to 348 and encodes 115 amino acids. The transcript has 3 exons. The record is from RefSeq and is a predicted model, not a curated record. NCBI's taxonomy places the organism in Eukaryota, Fungi, Ascomycota, Sordariomycetes, Diaporthales, Cryphonectriaceae.